Amoebophrya sp. A120 is the source of this 893-nucleotide messenger RNA. NCBI's taxonomy places the organism in Eukaryota, Dinophyceae, Syndiniales, Amoebophryaceae. The record is from the annotation of a GenBank genome assembly.
UUUGCAAUGCAUAUGUACUUCGUCAGCUUACACCAGGUGCUGCCGUUUAUCCUGGUGGGGAUCGGGGUGGAUGUAUCACAGGAAAAAAGUGUUACAGUUGCGCAUUUGUUGGAAUUUCAGCGUCACAAAGUUGCUCCGCAUGGCAAAGAAAACUUGUAAUGCGCAGACAUUAAGAGAAAACACAAACGAAAUGACGCUGGCAAGCAUUUCCUGCAAGACAGAGGCUGUCUGUCUUGCUUGUCUUGCAUCAGACGAGUGGGUAACUGUGACGCUUUUUUCUCACGAUAGGAUGACAUGUUUAUCCUGGUGAACGCUUUCGACAGUUUAUCAAAAGGAAAAAUCCCCCCUCCCCAUACUCAAACCACAAAUUUGUGAUGCAGAUUUGUGGUCACAAAUCAGCUUCGUCAUGCUAGAAGGGAAAAGAUGCGGACUGUAGUGCGGGUUGCCGUGCGAAAGCCUUGCAUCUUCAGCAUGACAGGGGGCAGCUGGAAGUCGGAAACAGCAUGACAAAUUGCCUGCAAACGAGGCCACAGCUGCGUCUCUUGGCCUUCUAGCAUUACAAGUCGAUUUGUGUACUCAAAUACAGCAUCACAAAUUUCGUUUCCGAUAUGGGGAGGGGGGAUUUUUCCUUUUGAUACAGUUUCCCGGACCUCCCCCCAAAGGAACGAGCCAGAAAGGCGCUGGAGAAGUGCGGCAUGACCGUCACCCUCACCAGUUUGACAAACGUGGUGGUCUUUCUGUUCGGAGCCACGUUCAGCUACCCCGCUGUGCAGUAUUUCUGCAUCUACGCCGCCAUGGCCAUCUUUUUCAACUACGUGCUGCAGUGCACGCUUUUCACGGCCUUUCUGGUGAAGGACCUGCAACGCCAAGAGAAACGGUUGCAGGACGGCAUG